Oryzias melastigma (Indian medaka) is the source of this 4753-nucleotide messenger RNA. Its product is annotated as adaptor related protein complex 3 subunit beta 2. Gene Ontology annotation, biological process: vesicle-mediated transport; intracellular protein transport; anterograde synaptic vesicle transport. The transcript is spliced from 28 exons. Gene Ontology annotation, cellular component: AP-3 adaptor complex; membrane coat. The coding region runs from base 316 to 3918 and encodes 1200 amino acids. The record is from RefSeq and is a predicted model, not a curated record. Lineage: Eukaryota; Metazoa; Chordata; Actinopteri; Beloniformes; Adrianichthyidae.
GCAUCCAUUUACUGUGCACAGACUCAGCAGCAGAAGGGGGAGACGCAGAAGUGCUCCGAAGAUUUAGAUUAGAGCUCUGCGGCGGUACUGAACUGAAGCAUCUCCACGCUGGAAGGGACUCGCUGUGCCAGUCAUGCAAGAAACAUCAGCGCUGGAUUUAUCUAGCCAGGUUAUUUAUAGAGGAGGUGCUUUUGAGUGUGUGAAGACCGUCUGAGGAGCAUCACUGGAGCUUCGGUUGAUGAACACCAACGAACCACUCAAGAAACCGGCAACCCUCGUUCUCUUUGCCCACCGACACCUCCCUGGGUUUGGAAGAUGACCACCAUGCAGAAGCUGCUGCAGCUGCCAGUGAACGCCGUGAACAUCGUGAAGACGGUGCAGAGUCAGGUGCAAGGCCAGGAGGAAGCCAAGAGUCCGGUGCUGACCCCCGACAGCGGGCAGCAGACCUGGUACAACGCCCUACCGGAUGAGCUGCGCCACCUCCGGUCUCCUUCAGGUACAGGUGGAGGCGGAGGUGGAGACCAGGAGGAGCGGGCAACUCUGGAAGAAGGUGGCGGAGGAGGUGGUGGCAGUUUCCAGACUCAACCUCUGCGACACGACGACUUGAAAGAGAUGCUGGACAGCAACAAGGACUCCCUGAAGCUGGAAGCCAUGAAGCGGAUCGUGGCUAUGAUCGCUCGAGGCAAAAACGCGUCGGAUCUCUUCCCGGCCGUGGUGAAAAACGUGGCCUGCAAAAACAUCGAGGUAAAGAAGUUGGUCUAUGUGUAUUUGGUGCGCUACGCCGAGGAGCAGCAGGAUCUCGCUUUACUCUCCAUUUCCACUUUCCAGCGUGGCUUAAAGGAUCCAAACCAGCUCAUCAGAGCCAGUGCCCUGCGGGUCCUGUCCAGCAUUCGAGUGACAAUCAUCGUCCCCAUAAUGAUGCUAGCAAUCAAAGAAGCGGCGUCAGACAUGUCUCCAUACGUCAGGAAGACGGCUGCUCACGCCAUCCCCAAACUGUACAGUUUGGAUCCCGAACAGAAAGACCAGCUGAUAGAAGUCAUAGAGAAACUACUCGCAGACAAAACGACGUUGGUAGCAGGAAGUGUUGUGAUGGCCUUUGAGGAGGUUUGCCCGGAGCGCAUCGAUCUGAUCCACAAGAACUACAGGAAGCUGUGUAACCUCCUGAUCGACGUGGAGGAGUGGGGCCAGGUCGUCAUCAUCAACAUGUUGACCCGCUACGCCAGGACGCAGUUCCUGAACCCAAACAUCAAUGAAUCCCUGUUGGAGGAAGGAGGCGGCGGGGAAAAGACAUUCUACGCGUCAGAUGAGGACGAGGAUGAAGACGAGGAGAAGGAGAAGAAGGCCGAGGCCGUCACCAUGGCAAAGAGGAAGCCGUACGUGAUGGAUCCAGAUCACCGGCUGUUGCUGAGGAACACCAAGCCGCUCUUGCAGAGCCGCAACGCAGCUGUGGUGAUGGCCGUGGCUCAGUUGUACUUCCACCUCGCCCCCAAAGCAGAGAUCGGCGUGAUUGCCAAAGCACUGGUCCGUCUUCUUAGGAGCCACAGUGAAGUCCAGUAUGUUGUGCUUCAGAACGUGGCCACCAUGACCAUCAAAAGACGGGGCAUGUUUGAGCCGUACCUGAAGAGCUUCUACAUCCGCUCCACGGAUCCAACGCAGAUCAAAAUCCUGAAGCUGGAAGUUCUCACUAAUUUGGCAAAUGAGACAAACAUUUCGACUAUUCUCAGAGAAUUUCAGACCUACAUUAAAAGUAUGGAUAAGGAUUUCGUGGCUGCAACAAUCCAAGCCAUCGGCCGCUGCGCUACAAACAUCGGUGAGGUGAGGGACACCUGUCUGAACGGCCUGGUGCAGCUGCUGUCCAACCGAGACGAGCUGGUGGUGGCCGAGUCUGUGGUUGUUAUCAAGAAACUUCUGCAGAUGCAGCCAGAGAAGCACAGUGACAUCAUAAAGCACAUGGCCAAACUGACAGACAACAUUCAGGUGCCGAUGGCGCGGGCCAGCAUCCUGUGGCUGAUAGGAGAGUACUGUGAACACGUACCCAAGAUUGCUCCGGACGUCCUGAGGAAGAUGGCCAAGUCCUUCACCAACGAGGAGGACAUCGUCAAGCUGCAAAUCAUCAACUUGGCUGCCAAGCUGUACCUCACCAACUCCAAACAGACUAAGCUCUUGACUCAGUAUGUCCUCAACCUGGCAAAGUAUGACCAGAACUACGACAUCCGUGACCGGGCACGCUUCAUCCGUCAGCUCAUUGUUCCCACCGAGAAGAGCGGCGCUCUCAGCAAGUACGCUAAGAAGCUGUUCCUCGCCCUCAAACCAGCUCCGGUCCUCGAGUCUCCUUUUAAAGAUCGAGACCACUUCCAGCUGGGCUCACUGUCCCAUCUGCUUAAUGCCAAAGCGGGGGGCUACCAGGAGUUGCCUGACUGGCCCGAAGCCGCCCCUGACCCCUCCGUGCGCAACGUGGAGGUUUUUGCGCUGCUUGAAAGAGUCACAACACUAACGAGUGUGCCCGAAUGGACCAAAUGCAGCAGCCGGGAGAAGAGAAAGGAGAAGAAAGUGGAGAAGCCCUUCUACUCCGACUCAGAAGGCGAAUCCGGGCCCACAGAGUCGGCUGACAGUGAGUCGGACUCCGGCAGCGGCUCGGAAAGCGGCAGCGGUAGCGAGGACAGCCGGUCGGGGUCAGAGAGCGAUGAAAGCAAGGAGGCCUCAGAGUCUGAGGAGGAAGAGGAGGAGGAGGAAGAGGACUUGAAGAAGAAGAAGAAGAAGAAAAAUGAGGAGAAACAGCUAAAAAAGCCCGUCCAAGAAAGUGAAAGCGAACAGAGCAGCGAGGAAGAGGUCCGGAAGCCCGAGAGGAAGAGUAAGCAGAACAAGAGCGAGUCCGAGUCGGAAUCCGACGAGGAUGAGGAAAGCGAGUCGGAGAGCAGCGAGUCCGAGUCUGAAGACUCUGAAGACUCGGAGGCAGAGCUGAAAAAGAAGAAGAAGGUGGCUCCGCCCAAACCUGCUUUCAAAGCGGCCAAGAAAGAGAACAAGAAGGAGAAGAAAGAAAUGUCUUUGCUGGAUCUCGACGACUUUGAACCGGCUCCAUCUCCUCAAGUCACGCCCGUCAACACCUUCCUGUCCAACAGCCUGGUGACCGACCUGGAGGGGCUGUCCCUGUCGGAUGCCGCUCUCAUGCCAGCCACCAUCGCCCCCUCCAGCGCGCUGAAGAGCUACGAGCUGCUGCACCGCAUCACGGGGGAGGGGCUGUCCGUGGAGUACUGCUUCAGCCGGCAGCCGUUCAGCCCUGACGCCAACAUGGUGGCGGUGCAGAUGCACUUCACCAACAACUCCACCUCCGACACCAAGAGCCUGCACAUGGAGGACGUGAAGCUGCAGUCGGGGAUGAGGGUCAAAGAGUUCCCAGAGAUCGAGUUGCUGCCAGCGGGCGAGACGGCCACGGCGGUGAUGGGCAUCGACUUUUGUGAUUCAACACAAGCUGCAAACUUCCAGCUGUGCACUCACACCAGGAAGUUCUUCGUGUCGAUCCAGCCGCCGGUUGGAGAGCUGAUGAGGCCUUUCUUCAUGACGGAAAACGAGUUCAAAAAAGAGCAAGGUCAGCUGAUGGGCAUGAACGAAAUCACAGAGAAGCUAACUCUGGACGUGAAGUGCCGUAACGAACACACCAUCGUGCAGAAGGUCACCACCGCCGCCAACCUCAGCCGAGUGCCCUGCGGCUCAGACAAAGAAUGCAGUACUCCUCCUCCUCCUCCUCCUCCUAAACACCCUAUCUACAGGUUUGCAGGCAGGACGGUGACGAGCAGCAGCUUGGUGCUGGUCACCGUGGCAACCAAAGACGAAGGCGCCGCUCAGCUGACGGUCAACUGCGAGAAGAUGGUGAUCGGCACCAUGCUGGUGAAGGACAUCCUCUUGGCCCUGACGCAGUGACAGGAAGCUCAGCCUCCCAUUCACGAGUCACCGCCGUAGCAUCUCCAAAACACCCCCCAAAAAAUAAUCCAACACUUUUCUUUGAGAAAGCAGGCUAUAUUUGUCUCCCUGAUGGGUAUUUUUAGAAAUAAAUCAUCCUAAAAACAGCAGUUUGAAGUCAUAUCAUGCGUCAUAGCUACUCAUCCACUGAAUCAAGACGAUCAGAGGCGAUGUCCUCGUCUGCCGUUCACUUGACAGUAUUCUAAUCCAAACUCAAAUACCUCGUUUGUUCUGGAAGUGAGCAGCCCCAUGAAGGUGUGAACACCAACAGACAGCAACCACUUUCCUCUUCAGAAAGAGCAGAUACAAGAGGAUCAGGUCAGAGUUACUUUUUGCAGAUUUCUGCUUCACCUUAAACAGAAAUGUAAUCAAGACUCCCAAAACUCCAGUCCCACCUGUAGGUGGAUCUUCACACUUUAGCUCCAUAAAUGUUUAUGACUUAAUGAGAUUCAUUUCUCCUUUCCAGCAAAUGAGGCUUCAUUCAGAUCUGAUGUGAAUCAUUUCUUUGUUGGCCAUUUUGACUCAUCAACCGUUGGAAUAUGUAGCAGUCAGAGGAGAGCAAAAACUUCCAGUUUCAGGGGGGAACCGUUAAAAGAGAAGCACGCUUCCCAGAAAAGCGUCACUUUCCAAAGCUACAAUCACAUCUGCUCAGUUUUUGGUUUUAUUUUGUUUGUUUUUUGUGCGUGUGUUGUGGCUUUCAGAUAUCCAGAGUAUCACUCUGUGUGUGAUUGAAAUGUAACCCUGAGGUAUGACAAGUUUAUUUAUUGUACAAAUAAAAACUACAAAGUAAAGAAAG